AAUAAGGCUGAAGGAAAUGGAACGUAUUACGGACUGUUUCGAUAGAACAAUACCAGAGUCUUCCUGUGAUAUUGAAGGAGAAUUGACGGUCGUGGUCGAUGAAAAUGGGCAAAUGGUGCUGGACAUUACCGAAACAUUGUCAAACUUUACUGAGCAGAAUAAAGAAGAUGAUCUAGUUAUAAUCACAACUGAUGAAACAGGUGUUGUCGACAGUUCCAAUGUUACAUACACCGUCUUGCAGGGAGAGACAAAUGGUUCCUCUUCAACAUCUCAAACGGCAAAUAGUUAUGAUGUGAGUGAUUCACUCAUUGCUUCUCUUCAAGUUCCUACAUCUAUUCCAGCCAUAAACACAGAUGAAUCACCAUUUUCCAAUAUCCCGGAUGUAAUCAACAGUGCAUCUGCUGUGUAUAUCCCAGAAGGACAAAUUGUAUUUAUUAUGGGGGGAACAGCACAACAAGGAAAACCUAGUCAAAUACCAACAAUAGCUACUCAAGUAAAUGCUAGAGAAGAAACGAAAACCAGUUCCUCGAGAAGAGUUCGCCGGCUUCUCCCGAAACCACUUCUAAACAAUCCGAAUGACACUACCAUGCCCACUACCUUGACUCAGAAGAAACGCCAGAAAAGGAAAAACGCUUCAAUGUUAUAUGAAGUAUGUCUAUUGAACCCUGAAUCGAUCAUCACAACAGGUGAAGGACCGACAUCACAAAAGUUUUUUGUGUGCGAUAAAUGUCCAUCUACGGAAGAACUUGUAAAAUUCCGACGGUUCGAGGAGUUUUCUCGUCAUUAUGGUCGGAUUCAUCAUUUGCGAGUCCUGAAAAAUGCGUCCGUGUUUUGCAGGGAGGAAAGCUGCUCUUUCAAAUCUUCGAGAGUCGAGGAUCUGAGGAAGCACCUGAACUUGAUUCAUGGAUUCGCAAUGGAAGCCCAGACGCACACGUUUACAUCUAUGGAAGAAUUUGAAGCGUGGAAAAUGUCUGAGGAGAAACUGUCUGGCAGCAAGUUUAAUCGAUCAUCGGGACGCCACCAAACCCGCCAGUCUGAUACCAAAAAGGCUGUAGUCUACAUGUAUUAUGCUUGCAACCGCUCUGGCCUGCAGCGCAUCAGGGAGAGCAAAGGUAGCAAAAAGAAGAAACCCAGUAGCCAAGGGAGUAUCAAGAUUAAUGGUACUUGCACAGCUUCGAUUAGCCUCGUCCACGAUAAAGAAUUAAAUCGAAUCUCGUGCGAUUACUGCCCAACGCACUACGGUCACGACACAAAAGAGCCACAUCGACAAAAUCUAAGCAAACAAGAAAAGCUUUGGAUAUUGCAACUGCUGGCUCGAGGUUGGAAUUCGGACGAAAUCGUGAAAACCUUGCGGAGCGGCACGAUAACCGGAACGACUGUACGAAUGAUGGCUGUGACCCGACAAGACGUGUUCAACGUGUGCCGGUCUCACGGAGUAACUAACCUUGAGCGUCGUGAUCCAGACGACAGCAAGAGCGUGAAACUUUGGGUGGAGGAGCUCGAAUCCAAAUCUUCUGUUCUGAUCUGGAAUCCAGGCAGCAGGGUUCUUCUUUUAGCCGUAAUGAACGAUAAUCAAGUGGUGCUAGCAAGACUUCAUGCUCGCAUCAUUUACGUCACCGAUAUUUCAAUCAACUGGGACCGCUGUCACAGGCUUCUUGGGCUAAGUAUCUUGUCAACUUCGGAUAAUGAGGCUUAUUUAAUUGCGUAUGCUAUCACGGAUCAGAAUGGCCUAGAACCCUUACAGGAGGUUUUUGCUGCUAUUCACGCAAAGUUGGGCCAAACAUUUCAACCGGACUUCAUUCUUUGUCACGACCCGUCAACGGUCGCUGAUGCCUGGAUAUCACGAUCGGAUGCUUUCCCGACCUUUCUCACCCCUUUGUGGAAUGUGGAAAAUGAAUGGGCAGAAGCUCGAACCAAGUAUAUCGAUGACGAUCUGAAGCGAGAGGCUGUAAAGAAAUGCUUAGACAUUUUGCUCGGUGAAACUGAUCCGUCCAAAUUUGCCACUUUCUUCCAGCUCGUAAAUGGUAUGCUAGCCGCUGACGAAAGUUUGCUAGAAUUCUCGCGGUUUUUCACCGACAACUACGAACAAUUAGCUGCCCACUGGCCGGGGUUUCAUGCCUUACCAGACUGCACCCCAUUGCAACGGUUGAACGUUGAACUGGAACUCAUAGCUCGCCGCUGUAGAUCCUUGAAACGUUUGGACAAGUGCAUAUACUCGCUUGAAUUUCUGACUUCUAACCAGCCGUUUCGACCAAUGACGGAAUUCCGCAGUAGCUCCCAAAACGAAUCAGAAAUAUGCAGUCUUCGGCGUGCAAUCGCCAUACAAAUGAAAACCCUAGAGCGUGUCGCUCACGAAUGUGAUAGCGUCGAUACCCUGAAGAGAAUCAAUGAGGCCAUCGGAGAAGCAUUGCAGUCAAAAAUGUGAAGU
Molecule: messenger RNA, 2428 nt
Organism: Daphnia carinata
Lineage: Eukaryota; Metazoa; Arthropoda; Branchiopoda; Diplostraca; Daphniidae
Exons: 8
Coding region: 17-2425 (802 amino acids)
Source: RefSeq, a predicted model, not a curated record